This is a messenger RNA of Hydra vulgaris (swiftwater hydra), 2500 nucleotides long. RefSeq names its product DNA-directed RNA polymerase III subunit RPC5. Gene Ontology annotation, cellular component: nucleus; RNA polymerase III complex. Lineage: Eukaryota; Metazoa; Cnidaria; Hydrozoa; Anthoathecata; Hydridae. Gene Ontology annotation, biological process: tRNA transcription by RNA polymerase III. The record is from RefSeq and is a predicted model, not a curated record.
AUUUUUUAGUUAAAAGAUAAAAUUAGGAUGAAAUAUUUUAGUUAGCAAAAUAAUACUUUGUAACUCAGAUAAGGAAUGGCUGCUGAAAGUUCUAGUGAUGAAGAAAAUGAUCCUGUGGUUCAAGAGGUAGAUGUAUGUCUAGCAAAAGCACUUUCAGAAAAACUUUUUUUAUUUCAGUACCCUGUUCGUCCUGCUAGUAUGACUUAUGAAUCAACACCACAUCUGGAAUGUAGAAUGAAGCCCCUUCAGCAAAAGAUUGAACUUGAACUGGGAAUGGAUGUUUCAUCACCAUCAUAUUGUUAUUCAAGGGGUGAACAGAUAGCUGAUGCAGUUGAUAGAGGAAAUGAAAACCAAAGACCUGUAUUUCCAAGUCGUUUGAUGGAUCGUCAUGUUCUCUCUUCUGUUUGUGCUACUGAAGACAACACAAAGUAUGCGUCUGCUGUUUAUCACAAUGGUAUCUUGCAUAUUACGCCUAUUAAAGGUGUUGUGCAGCUUCGUCCUGGUUUUCAUUAUUUUGAUAAAGCUGAAGAAAAUCAAAAAAAAGCGGCUGUAUUAGCUCAUGAAGAUAGUCAAAGUGAAGAAGAAGAAGAAGCUAAACCUAUACAGUUACGAUUUGAAACUGCAGGCGCAAAGCAAAAAGUAUUUGAUAAUGUUAUAGAAGAAAAAUGGAAAGAUAUGACAUUCUUUCAUCCACAUGAGCAACGCUCAUUAAAUGAAAAGCAUCUAUUGUAUUGUCUGCAAGGUAGUUUUGAGGCACCAGAAUUUACUGCCACAUCACGGGAUUAUCUUAAAAUUCUCUCUCCAAAGGAAGAUAAAGAUUAUAAUUUGCCAGCUGACUUACCUUAUGGCAUGCUUUCACUCCUAAAGUUGAAGAAUAUGGAGUUUCGAGAUCAAAUUAAAGCAUUACUUGUUACAACAAAAGUGAUGCAGUUCUGUCAUUUGUGUGCUUUGCUUGGAGGUGGUAUGGAUGAACAAAUAGUUCUUAAAGGUGUUGCUCAGUAUGCUCUUCUAGUCCAGGGUUGUUGGGUGGUAAAAAGUGAAGUGCUUUAUCCAGCUGGAACAAAAAGUCAUGUGAGUGGGAUUGAUGCAGAGAAACUUUGGCCAUCAAGAGACUAUGUGAUGCUUUCUUUUAAUCGUAAAUCUGUGUUGUCAAGGAAGGAGGUUGCUGCAUUUUCAAAGUUACCCACAGAGGAAACAAGAGAAGUUUUAGAACAGUUAGCAAGACAACGACCAACACAAGGUUGGAUGUUCAGGCUCAAUACAGACAUUGAUUUCUUGGAGAGACACGCUGAAGCAUGUGCAGAACAAGCAGUAAUAUGGAAACACAAAUACACAAGUUUGGUUGGACAACUUAACCUUUCAGAUGAUUUUUUAAAUAUUGAAUGGAAUGCAACAACAUUUCCUGGUUUAUUCUAUUUUCCUCAUCGAAAACCUAAUACCCCUAGCAGACGUUCGACAUUAAUUGGAGAGAAAAAAGAGGCAACGCAAAGGAGGAGAACUGUUUCACAGAGUUCUUCUGACGGUCUACAAGGUAAAAAGACUGAUUCUAAAAAACAUUCUGAUGAGCAAUCAUUAUCAAAAGCCAGAUCUAGAAGCAAAUCUCAAGAAGAUAUUAGCAUUAUUGUUAAAGAAGAACACCUUAGCCCAGUUAAAACUGAAACCUUUCAAGUAAAAAAAGAGCAAGAUUCUCCUGAAAAAGUAGAUGAUUUAGACACAAAUAUACAACAAACUAAAGUAAAAAAUAUUUCACUACUUAUUGAUGCUGUAGAAAAACUUAAAGCAAAAAAAAAACUUCAAACGCAAAUAGAAAGUGACCCUGAGCCAGAAAACCAACCAAUGGAAACAUCUCUUGAAGAAGUUGAUAAUGUAACUUUAGAUCGUGAUUGUAUUGAAAUUGAAGUAAAUGAUGCUCACGAAGAGAAUUCUUUUGAAAUUUUUAUACCACCUGCAAAACGAACUUUUGAAGAACGUGAGAAACCACCUUCUGAUAUUUUUUUAAAAGAGCUGAAGAAGUUUUGUAGAGAAACAGUACUUUCUGGGUGUUUAAGCCUUGCUGAUUUGAAAGAAGUUCUAAGUGUAAAACAAAAAGAGAUUGGGAACAUCUUAUGCACGGGUGUCACCGACGAGUUACUUAUACUUUGUCUUGUCGAAACGGGUGCAUAUGAAGUGAAGUUAAAAUGGGGAAAAGAACACGAGAAAGUGAUUCCAGAAGAAAAAAGGCGUUUAUUUAUGUACCCUGAACUGGGUGAGCCUCAUGACAAAUUUCGAAUGGUAGUAAUGAAUAUGUUCGAAAAUUCGCUUUCAGUUAGACGAAAAGAAAUAAUAGAAAAAUUCAACACAAUUCUUAAUUCGCAACCUACUAGCCACGGAUAUACUAAGUUGCUGUCCGAAUUCUGUGAGAAUCAUAAUGGCAAUUGGUAUUUAUUUGGCGUUUACCAAACUAUCAAAAAAUAUAACCUGUAACGAGUUUCUUAACUAAAAAAUAUUGCUAUUGGUAAUA